AGGGUCUGGAAGAGCGGUCAACACCGAAAGGUUAUUGUGGUCUGACUGCAAAUUUCUGUUAGAGAGAGAGAGAGAGAGAGAGAAAUAGGGAUGGUGGAGAAGGAGAUGAAUGGUAAUAAUAAUAAUCAAGAGGUGACCAUAUUCAAUUCCAGAGAAAUAAACCCAAGUUCCCUAUUUCAUUCAAUCGUAGCCUUAGGGCUAUGGAUGGGCGGCAUCCAUUUCAAUUUCCUCUUAUUCUUCAUCCCGCUUCUCUUCUUGCCUUUCUCCAAAUUCCUACUCUUUUUUGGGUUGCAAUUGGUAUUGAUGUUCAUUCCGGUCAACGAAAACAGCAACUUGGGCCGACGCUUGGCCAGGUAUUUAGCUAAGCAUGUUUCCAGUCAUUUUCCCGUCUUUCUUCAUGUUGAAGACAUCAAUGCCUUUCAUGCUGAUCGUGCUUAUGUGUUUGGUUAUGAGCCACAUUCAGUUUUUCCUAUUGGUAUGGGUAUACUUUCAGAAUCUGUGGGUUUAAUGCCUCUUCCUAAAAUAAAGAUCCUUGCAAGUAGCGCCGUGUUCAUCACUCCAUUUAUAAGGCACAUAUGGACAUGGUGUGGUCUUACCCCUGCAACUAAGCAGAAUUUUACAUCCCUCUUGAAAGCUGGUUAUAGUUGUGUCUUGGUGCCUGGUGGAGUCCAAGAGACAUGUUAUAUGAAGCAUGGCACUGAGAUUGCUUUUCUUAAAAGCAGAAGAGGAUUUAUCCGAAUUGCUAUGGAGACUGGCAAACCAUUGGUUCCAGUUUUCUGCUUUGGUCAAUCACAUGUGUUCAACUGGUGGAAACCUGAAGGGAAGUUAUUCAUAAAAAUUGCAAGAACAAUUAAGUUUGCCCCGAUUAUCUUCUGGGGAAUUCUUGGAUCUCCAUUUCCCUAUCAACAUCCAAUUCAUGUUGUGGUGGGUAAACCAAUUGAGGUGAGGAAAAAUCCGCAGCCUACCAUGGAAGAGGUGGUGGAAGUACAAAAUCAGUUCAUUACAGCACUUAAAGAUCUCUUCGAGAGGCAUAAAUCACGGGUUGGCUAUCCAGAUCUUAAACUUGAAAUCAUGUGAUACUUGCAUAUGAUAUGUUGUAUUCAUUAUUUAAGAAGGGAAAUGAAAUAUAGAGCAGGUGAUAAAGCAUCAUUUGUGGCAUGAAAAUUUUGGUUGUUAGUGAUGUCAGAGUCGAAAAUGCCUGCUGAUGAAUUAACUGGAAGUUGAAACUAAUUAGGCACCCCUUGAUGCUGGUCGUCUCAACUAUGAUCAGCAAAGUUUUGCAAAUGAGCAGCAGCUUUUAUUUUGUGGGAUCAUCUUCUAUUCUUUUUGCUAGGAAAAACAUAAUCAGCCAUUGAUGAUAUUGGGGCCAAAGUAUUAUUGUUCAGAUGUACUGGAAGCUAAGAAUUAGCCAGUCAUUCCUCGUGGGGUUGGUGCUGUAAUUGAGCAAAGAGUCAUUAAUGUUAAAUCUCGACAAAAAGUCACCUUAAGUUUUAGAUUAUCUGAAGGGGAUUCUUAUAAAUUGAGCAAUAGUCGACAAGUUGUUGCUCACAAUAUGAACAUUUCGAAAUGACCCUGCGAUUGAUGAUUUUGCAUC
Messenger RNA from Manihot esculenta (cassava), 1594 nucleotides. RefSeq names its product diacylglycerol O-acyltransferase 2. The record is from RefSeq and is a predicted model, not a curated record. Lineage: Eukaryota; Viridiplantae; Streptophyta; Magnoliopsida; Malpighiales; Euphorbiaceae. Gene Ontology annotation, biological process: triglyceride biosynthetic process. Bases 91 to 1077 code for a protein of 328 amino acids. Gene Ontology annotation, cellular component: endoplasmic reticulum membrane. The transcript has 9 exons. Gene Ontology annotation, molecular function: diacylglycerol O-acyltransferase activity.